Messenger RNA from Rhodamnia argentea, 1575 nucleotides. RefSeq lists its product as uncharacterized. Bases 1 to 1575 code for a protein of 524 amino acids. NCBI's taxonomy places the organism in Eukaryota, Viridiplantae, Streptophyta, Magnoliopsida, Myrtales, Myrtaceae. The transcript is spliced from 5 exons. Gene Ontology annotation, molecular function: zinc ion binding. The record is from RefSeq and is a predicted model, not a curated record.
AUGAAGAGUCGGGCAACAAGGGAGAUCGUGACAGAAUUCGAAGAAGCGGGAAUAGAAGAGGAGGCAAAUGACAGUCCAGAUUUAGUUGUGGGUUCCACCGAUGCUGUUUUAUACGAACAUGAGGCAGCUAAUGAAGAUGCAGAUUCUAAUAGUGAAUCUCUAAGUGGACUCGAUAUUGAUGAUUUUGAAGUAACCAAUGGCAUAUCAAGCCUAAUGGUUAAUAGGUAUGAUUCUACGUGUGACCAUAAUGAGAAAAUGUUUAGUGUAGGCAUGAGAUUUGAAUCUCAUGAACAGUUCAAGAAUGCUGUGAAAAGAGCUAUAUGGAAAGCUCUUAGUGAUAUAAGGGGCCCGAUAGAGGAGCAAUAUGUUAUGUUGAGAUCUUAUUUGGCGGAGCUCAAGAGAGUUAGCAAGGAGGGAACAUUUUUUAUAGAAGUCAACCCAACAACCAAAGUAUUUGAGAAAUUUUAUGUGGGUUUUAAUGAGUUGAAAAAGGGCUUUUUAGCAGGAUGUAUGCGUGUCAUUGGCUUAGAUGGGUGCUUUCUUAAGACUGGAAUGAAGGGCAUGUUGUUAUGCGCUGUAGGACGAGAUGGAAAUAAUCAAAUGUUUCCAAUAGCUUGGGCAGUUGUGGAAGUUGAGUCCGAGGCAUCUUGGACUUGGUUUCUCACCCUCUUAUUCAUAGACCCGAGCAUGGGCACGGGUGAAGGUUGGACUUUUAUUAGUGAUCAACAAAAGGGACUAAUGAACGCAGUUUCAUGUUUAUCUCCACAAGCUGAGUAUCGAAAUUGUGCAAGACACAUAUAUGCUAAUUGGAAAAAAUUGCACAAAGGAGACGCUCUUAAGAAUCUCUUUUGGAGAGCUGUGAGGUGUACAUUUCAAGCUGAAUUUGACCUAGAAAUGGCGAAUUUGAAGGAGGAGUGCCCUAAAGGUUAUGAAGACUUUAUGAGGCAAGGCCCUAAGCAUUUCUGUAAGGCUUUCAUCAAGACAGGUACAAAGUGUGAUGCGGUUGAUAAUAACUUAAGUGAAACCUUCAACGGAUACCUUUGCAUACCAAGAACAAAACCCAUACUUAAGAUGCUUGAAGAAAUAAGAACUAUGUUGAUGGACAGGAUGGCAAAGAGAAGUCAGUUAAUGAUGGAUCGAAUAGAUCCAAUUUGCCCAAGGAUUAGAAUGAAGUUGGAGAAGACUAAGCUGGAGAGCAAGUGUUGUACUGCUAGAGCGGCAAUGGGGAAUAACUUUGAGGUUCAAGUUUUUGACAAUAGAUUUGUGGUAGACUUGGCUAGGAAGACCUGUGCUUGUAGGGAGUGGGAUUUAUCUGGAAUACCAUGUAAACAUGCAAUAUGUUGCAUUAGUUUCAUGAAGUUCGAUAUCAAUGAUUAUGUUGAUGAUUGUUUCAAGAAAGAUGCUUAUGAGAAAUGUUAUCAAUAUUUCCUCCCAGCCAUGAAUGGACAACAAAUGUGGCCCAAAGCAAAAAUAGGAAGACCAAAGAAGGCUACGGGUGUGCGGGACGGUACACGGGGUAGUAAACCAUCUAAUAGGGACUCUGCUAUCAUCAGAAAUGAGAGAGCACAGGCUUGA